Mercenaria mercenaria is the source of this 4186-nucleotide messenger RNA. Its product is annotated as pumilio homolog 3-like. NCBI's taxonomy places the organism in Eukaryota, Metazoa, Mollusca, Bivalvia, Venerida, Veneridae. Gene Ontology annotation, molecular function: mRNA binding. Bases 79 to 2442 code for a protein of 787 amino acids. Gene Ontology annotation, cellular component: nucleolus. The record is from RefSeq and is a predicted model, not a curated record. Gene Ontology annotation, biological process: regulation of translation. The transcript is spliced from 20 exons.
UUACCACUUUACGGUGUUUACAGCGCGCUUGCCAAAAUUUCGAAGGAAAAGUAAUGUUUUCAGCUUAAUCAAAGAUUAAUGAUGGAGGUUUCUAAAAGACAUCAGAGAAGAAGUAACUACAGCCAUCAAACUGCCAGGGGCAAUCCAGAGGGUGAUAGUAUUGUCAAGAAACAAAGGUACAAGGUUGGAGGCCCUCCAGGGGGAGAUUAUGACACCAAUGCUGAAUAUGGCAUGUCACCUGUCAAGAGAAGAAAACAACAUGGGUAUGAGAAUUAUCACUCCACAAAUAAGAAAGGUCACUAUGGCCAGAGUUACUUGGAGUCUGAAGUUUCCACACUUGACAUCUCAGACACGCCAGAGUCUCUCUCACAGAUCAGUGCAAUAGCACCGGUAUCUGACAUCUCAAACAUUCAACCUAGUUUUGCAAGGUCGAGGCAUGGUAAGAUGGCGGCAGACACCACCUGGGAGAAUGCAGUGUCGCACGCUAGAGGGGAACCAGAUGGUGCUGAAAGGUCAUUUCAUAAAAAGAAAAGUAAAGUCUCGAUGAAGGAGCAGCUAGAGACUGUUCCAGAAGAAGAAUCAGUACACAGUAAGGGUAGUAGUGGUGGCGGCAGUAUGAGACAGGUUGAGGGCUCACCGGGUAUACAGAAACCUCCACCCACAACCGUGGAAAGGAAGAAAUCUGUCAAGGGCCAAUUAAGAAAAGCAGCAUCAGUGUUGAAGAAAGCAAGGUCUAAAUCUAAACUUCCAGAAAACAAAGUGGGUGUGAAGAGAAAACUUGAUGCAACCUUAGCAGAUGAAACAAUGACAAAGAAACCUGAUACAAAGGAACUGAGUAAGAAGGAGAGGAAGCAAGUCAGGAAGGCAUUAAAGACAAAUUAUGACCAGAUACAGAGGUCAAAGAAAAUAUGGGAAGAGCUUAGGAGGUUUAAUGUAAAGAAGGAUAGAAAACUGGAACUGUGCAAUGAACUCUAUGAUAUGGUUAAAGACAGAAUGAAGGAGUUUUGUUUUGCCCAUGAUACAGCCAGGGUUGUGCAAUGUUUAAUACAGUAUGGAACUCCAGAACAUAGAGAAAGGGUAUUUGAAGAAUUAAAAGAUGAAAUUCCAAUAAUGGCAAAGUCAAAGUAUGCUAAAUUCUUGGUGAAGAAAAUGCUGAUGUAUGGUACAAAACACCAUCGAAGUGCUGUAUACAAAAGUUUUCAUGGUCACGUUAGGCAGUUGAUAAGACAUAAAGUGGCAGCAGAUGUUGUAGAGUAUGCUUACAAUGAAUAUGCCAAUGCUCAUCAGAGGCUCAGUAUGCUUGAAGAUUUCUACGGACCAAGUUUUUGUCUUUUCAAGACCCCCGAUAUUAAAUGUUUGGGUCAGAUAAUGCUUAGUCAGCCUGACAAGAGAGAAAUGAUUCUGAGAAAUAUGCGAGAAGCUCUGUUACCUCUUAUAGAUAAAAAUAUUCUGGUUCAUUCAAUGGUACAUAAAGUAUUUAUGGAGUAUUUCACAUACGCAGAUGGCAAAAUGAAAGCUGAGAUGAUAGAAGCAUUACGAGAAUCUGUGAUUCAUAUGUUACAUACAAGAGAUGGUGCAAGAGUGGCCAUGCAGUGUAUCUGGCAUGGAACUGCUAAGGACAGGAAAACUAUAAUCAAGAGUUUCAAGGGCAGUGUUGUAAAGAUCUGUCAGGAGGAGUAUGGACACCUGGUCAUGUUGUCUAUAUUUGACUGUGUUGAUGAUACCAAGAUUGUUAAAGCUGUACUUUUAGAGGAAAUGAUGAAAAGUGUAAAUGAUGUAGCUGAGAACCAGUAUGGCAGGAAGGUGUUACUGUAUUUGUUGAGUCCACGAGACUCGCACCACUUCUGUCCAGAUAUUGUACGAGUACUGCAGGAAGGUGAUGCUAGUCUUACAAGCAAGAAGGAUAAGUCAGUGCGGUACCAAGAACUGCUUGCAGCAAUCUCGGAUCAGUUGUUACAGUAUAUAGUAGACAAUGUAUCUAAACUUGUUGUGAACAAUAACAUGCUAGUGUUGAUUGUGGCCAUCAUCACACAUGCUCAAGGAGAUCCAACAGCAGCUAUGGAUGCUGUUGCAGGUAUCGCUGCUGAACCAUUCGUUGUUGGCAACACAGAGGGAGGGCUACACAUCGUUGAGAAUCCAGCUGGUCACAUGACUCUGAAAUGGCUCAUACAGAAUGAUAAACAGAGAAUUAAAACUGGACAAAAAGUGUUGUUCUCUGAAGUGUUACUGAAGAAACUUCCAGAAGGUGCACUUAAGUCGUGGGCAGCUUGUAAUAGGGGAUGCUUCAUAUUAGUUUGUUUGUUGGACCUGGAACACCCAGAGAUUACGAAGACAGUUGUAGGUCAGUUGAUGAAGGGAGUGCGACAUUCGUUGAAGAAAAUGACAUUUAAAGGAGCUCAAAUACUUGCACAGAAACUGGACGACGCAAAAUCAUCUGUCUAGAGUUUGAGAAAAAAUGACUUUGUGAUGCAAAACUUAAAACUGAGCUCACGUCAUGUAUAAGUAAAUAGUGUGAUAGGAGAUGAGGAUUUGCUCUAAAUCUGCAGUAACUUUUAAAGUAAGCUCCAUUCUGGUGUAUGUACAUAAUUUCCAGAAUUUAUGUACUGUAAGUGAUCCAGCAUGAGGUAUGUAUGUGCAUUGAGUGCACUUGUUAAAAGUUACAUGUAGAAGAAAUUUUCUUAAAGCGAAAUAAUACUAAAGUUACUCGAGAUGAAGUUUUUUGAUUAGGCGGAGUUUGUGUAAAUCGACGAUUAAUAAAUGAAAUGAGUAAACACUCUGUAAGGGCAUUCAUUUCAACCAGACUGUACUUGUGUUAAUUUUUGAGAAGUCAUUUUAUGUAAAUAUGUAUAAAAUGUGUGUAAAUAAGGUUUUGAUUUAUUUCUUUGUGUGUUUUUAGUCUUUAACCUUUGUAUGUAAAGUGUUUUAAAUGAUUUUGCCAUGUGUAUAAUUUUACUUAUAGUUGUUUAAAAUCUGAAAUUUACACAAGAUGUAAUAACUACUUCAACAUGGUUCACCAUGAUUAACAAACCAUACCAAACAGUUUAUAUGAGCAAAUAGUAUGAUGGAAAAUAUAGGAUAUAAUAUAUGGAUGGAAAAUAUAGGCAGGGUUUUCUUUUUCAAACAAUUUGCUUUUAAGUAUGUGCUUUCACUAAACUUUAAUAUACAUAUGUUAAAAUCCUUUUGAAUAUGUUAUUGUUGGUGCAACUAUGAUGGAAAGUUUGAUUAUUUGAAAGGUCUUAUUCUGUUAAGUUUGGUGGUAGAUAUGUGCCUUAAGGAAAUUGUGGGGGCCUCCAUGGCCUAGUGGUUAAAGUCGCCGAUUUAGAAACACUUGUCCGUCACCGGUGUGAGUUCAAAACCUUGCUUUGGGUGUAGAACUUUUACUGUGAGGAAGAUAUCAAGCUGGUUUAAGGAAGGUGGGUGGUUCUACCCAGGUGCUCGACCGUGCCUGAAACAAUGCUGGGAGGUGUACCUGGGGGUCUUUGAUUAUCAAAAGCUUGAGAACUCAGAAGUCGCCACGAUGGUGGGACUCAAAUCCUAACAAAAGCAAAAAUAGUAUCUUGGUUAGAGAGAUGUCUGUUUGAUUUACAGUCGAAUUUACAAACUUAGUAAUGAAAGUGGUCAUUAUUGAACAUUUUGAAUUAAAGAAAAAGACUUGAAGUGGGGUACUAUAUAGAGGAAUGAAUCAUAAACUGAAUGAUUUCUGAAAAAUAAUGAAGAAAUUGGUCUCCAACUUUUACGUAAGUUUAGAACAAUGCUGUGAAAAAGUUGAACACAGGUGGCAUUAGGGUUGAAUUUGUAAGAAAUACAAAUGUUUUUCAUGUCAUUUUCUGCAUUAAAAUAUAUAUGAAAUGUAUAUAUUUACUGAAACGUAUUUUAUUACUGCUGUUCAAUUGUUUAUAUGGACAAGACAUGUUAGUAAUGGGUGCAAGAAUAUUCUAAAGUUCCAGUAAAAUAUUUUGUGAUAUUUCUUUUGUGGCUGGGAUACCCUUGAGAUGAAUCUUCGUACAUUUUAAAGACUUAGUUGUUUGAAAAUCACCCUGAUUUGGAACGAUUUUUAAAGACUUAAAUGCUUAUUUCAUGUACCAUAUGUCAGCACUUGUUAUUGACUAUAUGCAAUUUUUCAUUUUAUGUUGUCAUUUUUGAAGGAUGAAAUUGAAUAAAUAAAAAAAAUGUGGCUUCCAAGAAA